Molecule: messenger RNA, 1827 nt
Organism: Hibiscus syriacus
Lineage: Eukaryota; Viridiplantae; Streptophyta; Magnoliopsida; Malvales; Malvaceae
Product: protein WHAT'S THIS FACTOR 1 homolog, chloroplastic-like
Exons: 1
Coding region: 282-1757 (491 amino acids)
Molecular function (GO): RNA binding
Source: RefSeq, a predicted model, not a curated record
UUUUUUUUUCACUUUAUGAUUCUCACUUGGCUUAACCUGCUUCACGAAAAUUCUUCACUUUCCUCAGAACACAACCAUUUUCACGGCAUUUUGUUCUAAUUUGCUUCCAGUUUUCUUGCCCCAAGCAUUCUUUCACCACACCCUUUGAUGGAAUGUUCAUGUGAAAGUUGUUAUCUCUGAGCUAAAAACAGUGCUCUCUACGUGUUUGAUUUUAUGCCUCAAAGAGUUUCGCUUGUUGUUACUACCAUAACCUCCACUUGAAAAAGGUCUAUAGAGCGACCAUGUUGCUCUCUGUCUCUUGCCAAGGCGGCAAUGUCCUCAGCUCCAGCUUCCUUCAAUCACCAAACCCAUCUUUCAUUACCCUUGGGAAAAACAAAACGAGCUUUCAAAACGUUUAUGGUAAACCCCGGAGUUCGUCUCUUUCGGUUUCGUGUUCUUCUAUCAAAAUUGUUCGAAGUGCUCCACUAGACAAACACGUAGUGAAGCAGAACAAAAUCCGUUUCGUUCAAAAGCUGAAAACUUUGCUGCUUUCCAAGCCGAAACAUUUCAUUCCGAUCCACAUUCUCGCUAAAUGCCGUGCUUACCUUUGUGUGGACAAGCCUCGUUCCAUUCUCUCGAUGAUCUAUCGGUACCCGACGAUUUUUGAGCUCUUUACGAUCCCCAUGCCGGAGACUCCGUUAAACGCUACGAAAUCGGGAUAUCAGCUUUGCGUUCGUUUAACUCCCGCUGCUAAAUCCAUCGCUAUGCGAGAAUUGAGUCUUAAGUCUGCUAUGUCAGGUUUCUUGGCAAACAAGUUACAGAAACUUCUCAUGCUUUCUUCUCACCGUCGGCUUCUUUUGUCUAAGCUUGUUCACCUUGCUCCACAUCUCGGGUUAUCUCCGAAUUUUCGGUCCCGUCUUUGUAAUGAUCAUCCGGAUAAGUUUAAGGUUGUAGAUACCUCGUAUGGCAGGGGACUUGAGCUUGUGGAUUGGGACCCUGAGUUAGCUGUUCCAAUGAAAUCUCCUCCGAUGGACCAUGGGUUGAUUGUCGAUAGGCCUUUGAAGUUUAAACAAUUGAAACUCCGGAAAGGGCUGAAUUUAAAGCGACGACACCGGGAGUUUUUGAUGAAGUUCGAUGAAGUGCCCGAUGUUUGUCCUUAUAAUUCGUCUCUGGAAGACUUUGCAAUGUCAUUCAUUGAGGCUGAGAAAAGAGCUUGUGGAGUAGUGAGAGAGGUGUUGGGGAUGAUGGUUGAGAAGAGGACAUUAAUAGACCACUUGACACAUUUCAGGAAAGAGUUUGGGCUACCGAACAAGUUGAGGGCAAUGAUUGUUCGACACCCGGAGUUGUUCUACGUGAGUUUGAAAGGCAUGAGGGAUUCGGUUUUCUUAGUCGAAGGGUUCAAUGACAAGGGAGUUCUUUUGGAGAAAGAUGAAAGUUUAGUGAUAAGAGAUCAACUGAUGGCAUUAGUCGCCGAAGGUAAACAGAUUCGACGUGAGAAAAGGAAAGCUAGAAUUUACGGUGCAAUCGAUGGUGACCAUGAUAGCAACGACAACGUUGAAGUUGAAGAUGCCGAUUAUGACGACAGUGAUUACGAUGAUGGAUUUGAGAAUCUGUUCAAUUCUGAAGAUUCGGACCUUGAUUACGAUUUUCACGACGAUGAUAGCGGGAGCAGUAUGUUGUAUGCUAAUGGAGCAAAUGCAGAGUUUUGGACUGCUGAUUUCCCCUUUGCUUCCAAUAGGAAUUCUGGUGAUGACAAUAGAGAUUCAGAACCUUGGUAACGAUGAAUGAUGGUGCAUGCUGUACAUAUUUGUAAGUAAUUAAGGGUGAACGAGACACUUGUGCUCACAA